UCUGUCGCAAGGCGAGGCAGGCCACGGAGCCGCCACUGAACCAAUCGGCAAGGCAGGCACCAGGCCGACGCCCCGUUAAUGUGAGAGCCCCGCUCGUGUGGUGCCGGAGGGAGCGGCCGAGCGCUGGUUUGCAGUUAGUUCAGCGGGUCAUCUCGGCGUUAAACAUGAGCCCGGCGGCCGAAGAGGAACCGAAAGUGAGCCGUGCUCAGCGGGGAAUCAGGGCGAUCCUUCUGGGCCCUCCCGGAGCCGGGAAAGGCACGCAGGCUCAUAAGCUUGCUGACCACUACAAUGUCUGUCACUUAUCGACAGGUGACAUGUUGCGAGCCAUGGUGGCAAGUGGAUCAGAAUUGGGACAGAAGUUAAAGAAAACGCUGGAUGCUGGCAAAUUAGUGAGUGAUGAAAUGGUGGUUGAACUGAUUAACAAAAACCUGGACAGCCCGGCCUGUAAAAAUGGAUUUCUGUUGGAUGGAUUCCCACGCACUGUGAAUCAAGCAGAGAUGUUCGAUAAACAAUUGGAAAAACGAUCCGAGAAGCUGGACUCUGUGCUGGAGUUUAAGAUUGAAGAUGAUUUGCUGGUUAGCAGGAUCUGUGGCAGACUGGUCCAUCAAGCCAGCGGACGCACCUACCACAAAUUGUACAAACCACCCAAAGUGCCCAUGAAAGAUGACGUAACCGGUGAAGCUUUGAUAAAACGCUCGGAUGACAAUGAAGAAACUUUAAAAUCUCGCCUAGCUUCUUAUCACACCCAAACAAAGCCCCUCGUUUCAUAUUACCAGAAGAAGGGACUUCUUACAGCAAUUGAUGCAGCACAGUCUCCUGAAGUGAUUUUCUCUGCCAUUCUAGCUGCUUUCAGUGGAGCUACAUCUAACUGAAAAUUAUGAUGCCAGAGAGUUUUCCAAGCCACAAUGUGCCAAGCGAUCAAGUUUGCAAAUGUUUACAUAAUGAGAUGGGGAUAUUGGUUGUAGUAUUGAAGUGCAAUCCAGUUUUUAAAAACGUUGUGGAACAUAAUGUGUGAAUUACUGAGUGCCAUUACUUGUCAAUUAAUUAAUUUCUCCCUUUUUUAUGGAUCUAUUAUGGGAGAGAGGGAACAUUUUUGGUUUAUGCAGAACCAUGUUAUAUGCUGAUAACUUUUUCUAAUUGCCUUAACAAUACUACAUAUUGCCUUACGGUGGGGUGCAAGUUUGUCACAUGAGCUAAUUAUAGAUAAUCUUUUUAUGGAUGAUGGAACAAUAAAGAGAUGUACACAUUUACCAUGCUGUUUAAAUUCAGUCUUGUUGGUUGCUUUAAGGGUUACUGGAUCUUCCACAAAGUAAGUAACCCAUUAUUGUUUAAAUUAGGGGUUCCCAAUCUGGGAUCCACACACCCUUUGCUUAACAGUAUUGGCCCAUGGUAUAAAAGAGGUUGGGAGCCUCUAUUUUAGUUGAAUAUAUUUAAAUACCUUGGAUAUGAUGAACUAAUUCAUCUGCAGUUUCUUUGCAAGCUGUGUUACUUUGGAUUACAAUUUCUUCUCCUUUUGGCAACAUCAGUCCCAAUGCACAAUUACAUCCUUUAACCUUUCAAAUUUCUGAACAGUUAGAUAGCGUGCUGAAAUCAGCAGUUGAAAUGUCCCCCAAUUAAAUCUUGGCAACAUGAACCCCCUUGGGCUGGAUCUUCUCAAACUGCCCGCCUCAAAACCUACUCUUCCUUUACACACUCUCUCCAAUUUAAUCCAACAACCUAUGCCCCUGGGCUAACAAUUCAUCAAGAAAUUAGUAUAUCUCAUCUUCACAAGUCAAAUUUUUUUUCUAGAGUUUUCAGGUAUAAGUUGACAUUCCUUUUACAAACAUUAAUUCCAUUUAAAAUCGGUGAACUUAGCCAAUAGUGUUCCAGCCUAAGUGUGGAGAAAUCUGUGCAAGCUUUUACUCUCCCUUAGGCGCUAUGCUUUAGCCACAGAGUUCAUUCCUCACAUCAGUCUGAAACUAAACUAGAUGAUUUCCAAAAUCAUUGUAAAACAGCUCCCUUAAUGAGCCUUGGCCUAUUCAUGCAUUCCAUUUUGAUGGCCAUCUAUUUCCAUUCUAAUUUUAUUUAGAAUUUUGGUUCAUGCAUGGCCCGUUGGCUGUGCAGCCCAGCAGCCCUCCAGUUCAACCCUAGGCUAAUCACAGGAUAAUUUAUGAUGACCAAUUAACCGGUAGGUCUUUGGACUGUGGGAGGAAACUGGAGCAUCCAGAGGGGACACACACACACACACACACACAGAGGAAGAAUGUCCAGGUGCAGGGUCGAAAGCUCUUGAAUUUUGUUCCAAAAUCUCUGCUUUACUUUUUUUUUCUUGAGAUGCUUCUUGUAACUGCACCAAGAAUCUAGUCACUAUUUCCUUCAGUGACGCAGUGUAAAGGUUGGUUUGAUAAUGGCCUGGUGCAGAGUUUUGUUACAAGUAAACGAGCUAAACAGGUUGCGGAUCGUCGGUUUCUGGAAACCAUAAUUAUCACUGACAAAGUAAUAGUGUGUGCCGUGGCAUGGGCCAAAUCCUGCUGGCUGAAGUUGAGAAAUGCAGAGCCAAUUAGUCUCAGACUCGCACAUUUCCACCGCGUCGUGCUGAAGGCCGAGCUGUCCCAAGGGACGCGUGGGCGCCUUACCUGAACUGCUGUCUGGUCGCCGGGCUCGCCCUGGAGUGGCUCCUGCCUGAAGAAAAGAGCCAAACAGGCCUCUCAAACUAUCCUGUUCAUGCCAAGGACCGAUGGCUGGUGUGUGACAAAACGACCUACUUGAUGUCCAAGUGUGAACUGUGACCCCGCUGACCCAGAGGAAUGA
This is a messenger RNA of Mobula hypostoma (lesser devil ray), 2790 nucleotides long. RefSeq names its product adenylate kinase 2 (gene ak2). Gene Ontology annotation, biological process: ADP biosynthetic process. The record is from RefSeq and is a predicted model, not a curated record. Gene Ontology annotation, cellular component: cytoplasm; mitochondrion. NCBI's taxonomy places the organism in Eukaryota, Metazoa, Chordata, Chondrichthyes, Myliobatiformes, Myliobatidae. Gene Ontology annotation, molecular function: AMP kinase activity; ATP binding. The coding region runs from base 165 to 872 and encodes 235 amino acids. The transcript is spliced from 7 exons.